ACUUUCAAUUUUAGAGGCAAAGUUUUAUAUCAUAAACUUUUCAAUUUUGAAUCUCGCUGCAACAACUUGAAAUUUCUCAACCAAGUUAUUAUUCAUGGGAGAAACAUUCAAAUAAGUUUAAGAUGAUGAAAUGUCCAUGUUUAAGUGUUUCAUUUGAGUGGUGUAUAUUCUUCAAAAAUUUCAGUUUUGUUAAUUAGAGAAGAAUCGAAUAACCUAUUAAAUCAAAGAGGAAUGAUAUUUAUACAAUCAAUUCUAUACAACUUUUAUGAUAAUUAUUUUUUCUCUCUUCUUAUCGGAUAAAAACAAUAGAGAGAGAAAGAAGAAGAGAGCGAAUAAAAGCCUAUGUGAUCGUUUAAAACUUCAAAAUUAAGUAGAGUAUUUAGCACCCUUGUUGAUAAGUCUCGUAUAAUGGAAAAUACUUGGGUGCCAUAGUUUUUUGGUGCCAUUGAUGACAUAGGUUCAUUUUAGAUAAAAGAUAAUGAUUAAAAUAAAUUAUUUAGAUGAGAGAGAAUGAAUUGUUAAGAGAGAGAUAGACACAAAGUUACCUAUGAAACUAAUAAAACCAAAAAACUACCCAAGUGCUACCCUAUAAUAAUAGCGGUUGUUGAGGGGACAACAUUUGUCAUAUAAAAUAAAAGUAAUGGCAGACGAGCUAACUACGACAAAGGAAGAAUCAAAGAAAGAAGUAAAGAACGUAAGUGGAAAUUUACAAUGAACUUCACAAUAAAAUACAACAAUACUUCUAUAUAAAGAUGUGCAGGAUUUGCUUCUUCUCUUUCAACCACAUACAUAGUCAAAGAUAACCUGGUAACAGAGAAGCACAAAGACUUUGGAACCAUCGUGUUUAUCAUUUCAGAGGUAAAUAAAUAAACUUAGUUCUACCCUUCAAAAAAAAAAAAAAACUAAGUUCUAGAUCCUCGUUGUAACAACCUAGAUUUUCUCGACCUAGUUAGUUAGUUAACUACUCAUGGGAGAAACCACAGAACUGGAUGUUAUUUCAUCACCACAAUUUCAACAAAGAUUCAAACAUGACCAAAAGAAUCUUUGUUGCAUCAAGUGGUUUUCUUUGGUUAAGCGCUGUAUAUUUGUAGUUUUCUAUAAGAAGAAGAAUAAGGAUGAUUUUGAUUCAUGUGUUGGAGAUGAUGACGACAAGCAAAAAAUGGGAAAAGAUGUUGAAGGUAAGCUGAGAGAACUUCUUAAGAUUCUAGAUAAAGAAAAUUUUGGGAAGAAAAUUAGUGGAUCUAUUCUUAAGGGUCCUUUUGAUGUUCCUGCAAAUCCUGAAUUUACUGUUGGUUUGGAUUUGCAAUUGAUUAAGUUGAAGGUGGAAAUUCUCAGAGAAGGUAGAUCUACUCUUUUGUUGACUGGUCUGGGUGGAAUGGGAAAAACAACUCUGGCUACAAAGCUGUGUUUGGAUGAUCAAGUUAAGGGUAAAUUCAAGGAAAACAUUAUAUUUGUAACCUUCUCAAAAACACCCAUGCUGAAGAUUAUUGUAGAGAGAUUAUUUGAACAUUGCGGAUAUCCGGUGCCUGAGUACCAAAGUGAUGAAGAUGCGGUAAAUGGAUUGGGACUUUUGCUGAGGAAAAUUGAGGGAAGUCCAAUAUUGUUAGUCCUGGAUGACGUUUGGCCCGGAUCAGAAGACCUAGUCGAGAAAUUUAAAUUUCAGAUAUCAGAUUAUAAAAUUUUGGUCACUUCAAGGGUUGCAUUUUCUAGAUUUGACAAAACAUUUAUCCUAAAGCCUCUUGCUCAAGAAGAUUCGGUAACCCUUUUCCGUCACUACACAGAGGUUGAAAAAAACAGUUCAAAAAUUCCUGACAAAGAUCUUAUCGAAAAGGUUGUGGAACAUUGCAAGGGUUUACCACUUGCCAUUAAAGUGAUUGCAACAUCAUUCCGUUAUCGACCAUAUGAGUUAUGGGAAAAGAUUGUAAAGGAACUUUCACGAGGUCGUUCUAUACUUGAUUCUAAUACUGAAUUACUUAUUCGCCUCCAAAAGAUUUUGGAUGUUUUGGAAGAUAAUGCCAUUAGCAAAGAGUGCUUCAUGGACCUUGCAUUAUUUCCUGAAGAUCAGAGAAUUCCUGUUGCUGCCUUGAUUGAUAUGUGGGCAGAGUUGUAUGGACUAGAUGAUGACGGCAAAGAAGCAAUGGACAUAAUCAACAAAUUAGACUCUAUGAAUUUGGCUAAUGUCUUAAUAGCUAGGAAAAAUGCAAGUGACACAGAAAAUUACUACUACAAUAAUCACUUCAUCGUCCUUCAUGAUCUGCUGAGAGAGCUUGGGAAUUAUCAAAACACCCAGGAACCUAUUGAACAAAGAAAAAGACAGCUUAUUAACACAAAUGAAAGCAAAUGUGACCAGAGGCUCAGGGAGAAGCAGCAAGGUACAAUGGCCCACAUAUUAUCCAAAUUGAUUGGAUGGUUUGAUAAACCGAAGCCUCAGAAGGUCCCUGCCCGCACAUUGUCUAUAUCAAUUGAUGAAACUUGCGCUUCAGAUUGGUCCCAAGUGCAGCCAGCUCUUGCUGAGGUUCUGAUUUUAAAUCUUCAAACCAAACAGUACACAUUUCCAGAAUUGAUGGAGAAAAUGAACAAACUUAAAGCUCUUAUAGUCAUAAAUCAUGGUUUACGCCCUUCUGAACUGAACAAUCUUGAGCUACUUAGCUCUUUAUCCAACCUUAAAAGAAUCAGGCUAGAGAGGAUUUCUGUUCCUUCCUUUGGCACAUUGAAGAAUCUUAAAAAAUUAUCCCUCUACAUGUGUAAUACAAGACUCGCUUUUGAAAAGGGCAGCAUCCUAAUUUCCGACUUAUUUCCUAAUUUAGAAGAUUUGAGCAUGGAUUAUUGCAAGGAUAUGACAGCAUUGCCUAAUGGGGUGUGUGAUAUUAUCUCGUUGAAAAAGCUCAGUAUUACUAAUUGCCAUAAGCUUUCUUUGCUGCCCCAAGAAAUUGGAAAGUUGGAGAAUUUGGAACUCUUGAGCCUGAUUUCCUGCACUGAUUUGGUAGAGCUACCAGAUUCUAUUGGAAGGCUUUCAAAUCUAAGACUACUUGACAUCUCCAACUGCAUAAGCCUUUCAAGUUUACCCGAGGACUUUGGCAAUCUGUGUAAUCUACGAAAUCUCGACAUGACUAGUUGUGCAAGUUGUGAAUUGCCAUUCUCCGUUGUCAAUCUUCAGAAUUUAAAGGUGACAUGUGAUGAAGAGACAGCUGCUUCAUGGGAAUCUUUCCAAUCUAUGAUUUCCAAUUUAACUAUAGAAGUUCCUCAUGUUGAAGUCAAUUUAAACUGGCUUCAUGCAAAUCGCUCCUAAAACCUACGUGCACUCUUCCUUUGCCUUUUCAAGUUGUCGUUGAGGACAUUGAAGCCGAUAGACCAAAAUACUCCGUUUUCUGCUUUGGAACUCGUCAACAUCUAGGGUCAUUCAAAUAUUGAUUCUAGUAGCAAGUAAUGUGCCUACAUGUCUCAAAAAAGGCUUCAUGUUUACGAUAGAUAGGAAGGCAGGAAGUAAUAAAAAAACAAAACAGUCUGAAAAUGAAGAAUGAUGGUGAUACUGAUGCACUAAGGCACAUGGAAAGAAAAUGAAAUCAUGAUGGUUAAGCAUUGGUUUGGAGUAAAAGUGGCAAAGGAAGAGGUAAAGGUGUUAGUAAAUGUGUCCCCCUGUGAAACUGAAACAUCGUCUAGUAGUAUUUUAGGUAAAUUCUAGGCUGCCUUUGAAAAGUUGUGGAUAAGUUACGCAUAUAUCAAUUAAAAACAGCCGCAUGUACUCCUAAUGUUUUUCUUCAAAAAUUACAUGUUUGAUAUAUAUUAUGGAGUACAUGUGACUGAUUUUAAUUGGUUGUGAGUAAUUUAUCCACACCUUUUUAAAGGUAGCCUAGAUCUCGCUGUAUUUUAAGUUUUUAACGUUAAUAAGUUGAUGUGUCAAAGUUGCUGAAGUUGUGCAAAGGCAAAUCCUCAUUUUAAUCCUUCUAAUUUAUGACUUGAAAAUGUGAAAUAAAUUUCUGCUUCAAGUUAUUUCCUGAAGACACGAGGAUCCUCUGCUGCUAUGGACAGAAAUCCAUGAUGAAGAUGAUUUGAGUGCAGUGGAGAAAAUUCAAGCACAGGUCAAUGUCAUGUUUGGUAUUUUAUUUUUAUUUUUUGUUUUGUUUGGUUUGUAUAAUAGUACUAGUGGAGUGGCUCUUAAACAAUUUGUGAUAUUAUGUGUGAUUUUCUGAAAAAGCCACUAACUGCAAGUUGUGUAAAACUAUGGUUAUGAAAUAAAACUGUUUGAUAUUUCUGUUUGGCAACAAAGAAAGAGACAAA
Medicago truncatula (barrel medic) is the source of this 4278-nucleotide messenger RNA. Its product is annotated as probable disease resistance protein At5g66890. Gene Ontology annotation, molecular function: ADP binding. The transcript is spliced from 5 exons. The coding region runs from base 968 to 3289 and encodes 773 amino acids. The record is from RefSeq and is a predicted model, not a curated record. NCBI's taxonomy places the organism in Eukaryota, Viridiplantae, Streptophyta, Magnoliopsida, Fabales, Fabaceae.